Messenger RNA from Hypomesus transpacificus, 3010 nucleotides. RefSeq names its product penta-EF-hand domain containing 1 (gene pef1). Gene Ontology annotation, molecular function: calcium ion binding. Gene Ontology annotation, biological process: COPII vesicle coat assembly. The coding region runs from base 101 to 1054 and encodes 317 amino acids. NCBI's taxonomy places the organism in Eukaryota, Metazoa, Chordata, Actinopteri, Osmeriformes, Osmeridae. The transcript is spliced from 5 exons. The record is from RefSeq and is a predicted model, not a curated record.
CGUCGUCAUUUGCAACCUUCACUGUCGGCGCUGUGGGUGUGGACUCUUUUGACAGACUGGGCAGUGGUGUCUCUACAGAGACUUACGUUAUUAUUUCGAAAUGAGUUUCCACUACGGACAUGGAUACCUAGGAGGACCAAGCACACCUCAUCAGCACCCACCUCCGGGGACUCCAUUCAGGGGUGGAACCCUGCCAGGCGGUCCCUCCACCCCCAAUGGAGGGGUUCCCUAUGAAGGAUCUGGCCCCCCAGGGCAGUAUGGGGACCCUGCCCCUUCAGGGUAUUCUCCUUAUGGGGGUGCAUCUGCUCCUCCAGGCGGUCAGUAUGCUGGAGGGGCCUUGCCAGGGGGGCCCAAUGGGGUGUACGGAACCUCAAGGCAGGGGGGACCACGGGGACCGUAUGGACCAGGCCCUGGAGGUGCCCUCGGGGGCCCGUACGGAAGGGGGCAGGCACCGGAAGGGGCCUAUGGGGGCUAUGGAGGUCAGCCGCAUGGAGGGCCACAUGGACAGCAGGCUCAUGCAAGUAACAUCCCCCCAGGUGUGAACCCAGAGGCCUACCAGUGGUUCCAGACAGUGGAUACAGACCACAGUGGCUCCAUCAACCUGAAGGAACUAAAGCAGGCCCUGGUCAACUCCAACUGGUCAACCUUCAAUGACGAGACCUGUCUCAUGAUGAUCAACAUGUUUGACAAGAGCAGGUUGGGUUGUAUCGAUCUUUUUGGCUUCUCUGCCUUGUGGGUGUUCAUGCAGCAGUGGAGAGCCCUGUUCAAGCAGUACGACCGGGACCGGUCUGGUUGCAUCAGUGGCACUGAACUUCACCAAGCCCUAUCACAGAUGGGCUACAACCUGAGCCCCCAGUUCGCUGAGUCCCUAGCGGGUCAUUCUGGGUCAUGCAGCGGUCACCCUGGCUCAAUGCAGCUGGACCGCUUCAUCCAGGUAUGCACGCAGCUGCAGAGCAUGACGCAGGCUUUCCGCGAGAAGGACACUGCCAUGACAGGAAACAUACGCUUGAACUACGAGGACUUCCUCUCCUGUGCCAUCAACAGGCUCAUGUAAGCUCCGCCCACACUCAUCCAAAGUGCCUCAAACCCCCCAAAGGAUCUUGGUUAAUGUAGUCCCUGAAACAGUUCCUUCAGAAGCUGCAACAGUUCUAUUCUAUUGUAGCCCUUUGCAUUUGUAUUUCUAAUAAUGAUAAAUGUAUUCAUUUAGCAGACACUUUCUACCAAAGAACCUCUUGAUCUGAAGGGAAGUGCUCUGACCACUGAGCAAUACCUAUUAUAUACAGAUAUUAUGUGCUUUAUAUAAAGUAUCGGGAUACAGAGAAAGAGAAGGGUUUAAAUCUUUUAAGGUACAAUUUCCCCCCCUCUUUUCUCCACCAUACUGUAACAGACUUGAGUUUUUAACUGCAGUAAAAAAAAAAAUUUAAGCAUUGCAAAUGUUUGCCACUAUUGCUGAACUUAACGUGUAAAGCUUUCUUUAUACAACAUUUAAAUGUGCAAAGCCUUGACUCUUAAAGGUCCCAUGACAUGCUGUUUUUGGAUGCUUUUAUAUAGGCCUUAGGGGCCCCCUAAUACUGUAUCUGAAGUCUCAUUUCUGAAAUUCAGCAUUGGUGCAGAAUUACAGCCACUGCGAUCAGUCCCACAAUGAGCUUUCCUUAGAACGUGCCAUUUUUGUGUCUGUAGCUUUAAAUGCUAUGAGGCUCCUCCUCAUAGAGGCGGGGCUAACUGCCAUGCUUCAGUCGUUUGCAAGCCAUGAUGUCUCUCGAGAAAAAAACUAUUGCGCUUGCACGGUCAUAGCUCAUUGUCUCAAGCAGAGAAAGGGGAGGUACCCUUUCCCCUUAUGACGAUAUAGGGGACAAUUUCAGGUUGGACAAUUUGAGCUUUCAUUUUCUCAAAGACGGAGAAGAAUAGCCAGGGCUUGGUUUACACUUAUCAAUAUUUCAAGCCACUGGGGGGACCAAAGGCAGGCUAGGGGAACUCAUAUUAAUGUUAAAUAACGUAAAAUAAGUUAAAUGUUCAUGCCAUGGGACCUUUAAUAAGCUGCAAUGGCUUUGGUAGACCCUAUGUGAACUGUUUGUUUUUAAAUAUACAGUCAGUCGUAAUACACUUACCAGCAUGAGCUUGAAUUGUUUUCGAAUGUCAGUGAGACAGCUUUUUUUUUUAUAACUGAGAUUUUAUAACAUACUUUUCCUAUAAUGAAACCUACGUCCCUGCUUCCCAAAAGAACAACAAACUCCGUUUAUAAGUAACUAUUAAAUAUCCUGAUAAUGUGUCCUUCUAACCUGGGGUCCGUUCUUUGUAUGUCGCUUAUUACAUCCAGAUCAAAUGACACAUCCAAGAUGACAUCAUCUUGCUAAUCAUGAUUUGGCUAAUUAGGUUCGAACACCUUUGUUGUUUAUGAUUAGUUUAGCUGGAUUGAGUUAGGUUGUUGUUAGGUUGUUUUAUGACAACAGGUUAUUGUCAUAAAAAUGGACAAGAUAUGGCUGUGACAGACUUCCUGUAUCACCUCUGCUUAUAAAACCGCAAUUAAAUCUUGUUUACAUAAAAGAAGCCUGCUCCCGAGCAGGUUUAAGCUAAACGUCUUGUUGCUAUGACAGCAAGUCCAUAAUGAGCUUCGAAGAACCGAACAAUCCAAGAUAAUGACAAAUCAUCAACAAUCAAAUCCAGCUAACUGAGUUAGCGACGUACGGAGAACGGGCCUCAGACCUUUAGCUAAAUACCUGGAGUUAUUGCCAAAUAUUUACUCUCCAAUUUCCUACAUUGCCUUUUCUCUUCUCUUCCAUUUAUUUGAACUGUCAUUCCACACCCUAGUAUAGUAUAUUAACAUGAUAUUUUAUAUUAUAUUUUUAGGUUUGAGUGCCAAACUAGAAGGUUCAGGACUGAUUAUUACUGUGGGGCCAAUCAUAUUUGUGUUACCUGGGGCCAAUUAUUGUAAUUCUGUAUCCAUUCAGAAGAAAAUAGUUUUUUGUUUACUAUUGCAUUCAGGAAAAGUAAUAAAGUUUUGUACAUUUGG